CUCUCCGUCUCUCUCUCUGUGGCAGAAUUCGUUGGUUCAAGCGAGAGCCCCCUGAUUCAUCCCGGCCAGAGGAGUGGCUUCCUCGCCCGUUGUUGCGGCCCAUCAUGGCAGCGAAGAUUCUUGCCAACUUGGUUGUGAUGGGCGGUGGUAUUUUAGCCAGGGCUUUUGUGCAGGCAUAUCGUCAGGCACUCGCUAAUGCUUCAAAAACCGGUGUUGCCCAGGAAACGGUACAGAAUGCUGUCCGUAGAGCAAGUAAGGCCAUGACGGAACAAGAGGCGAGACAGAUUCUUGGUGUCUCUGAAGAAACCGCAUGGGAAGAGAUAUUGAAGAAAUAUGACGUAUUAUUUGAGCAGAAUGCCAAGAAUGGUAGCUUUUACAUUCAGUCGAAGGUUCACCGAGCUAAGGAGUGUUUGGAGACUGUAAAUCGCGGCAAAGCGGAUGCUUCUCCAAGUUGAUGAAGUAGCCUUUUCUUCUUUUACCUUCUUCUUCCAUGUGAGUGAUGUUCUCUGAUGACACUUAAAUCAUUCAGCUAGUUGUCAGUGCAACAACUGCCUUGUUGACAUAAGAUUAGCUCAUUUUGUAUACGUAAGAAUAUAGUCGUAGUUAGCACUUCGCCAUCACUGAUGAAUUAGUGAGGUCGCAAUUUUGGAAAAAGAAACGUUUAUGAAGGAAUUUGCGGUUACUUUUUAUGAACUUA
This is a messenger RNA of Eucalyptus grandis, 697 nucleotides long. RefSeq names its product mitochondrial import inner membrane translocase subunit PAM16 like 2. The transcript has 4 exons. The coding region runs from base 105 to 455 and encodes 116 amino acids. Gene Ontology annotation, biological process: protein import into mitochondrial matrix. The record is from RefSeq and is a predicted model, not a curated record. NCBI's taxonomy places the organism in Eukaryota, Viridiplantae, Streptophyta, Magnoliopsida, Myrtales, Myrtaceae. Gene Ontology annotation, cellular component: TIM23 mitochondrial import inner membrane translocase complex.